UGUCCUUCUCCUGGGCAGGCCCUUCCCACCUCCUGACUUGAGGACCGAUGGACCUUCUAGACAUUACUUCCAAUGACCCAACUUUGAACUAACUGCCCAAGUGGAAAACGAUGUAAAGUUAUUUUCGUUCCGAAGGAGGAUGCUAACAAUUCAAAGGAAUGAAUUUCUAAUGGUGGAACUGCAAGUCCCUAGGGUGACCAAAGAUGUUUUGGGACAGGAUGUUCUACCCUGUUCUGUUCAAAUGAUUGACUAGGUAGCCUCCUACUUUGCCCUCUUGAGAGGCUGGCUCUGCUCUUUGGAACUUCAGAAACAUCCGACUUGUUGUCUUUCUCAAAGACCUUUCAGGGAAUAGCUUAGAAGAACACCAAGCAAUUGGAGCAGAAUACUUUAUAUUUUAUGCAUUUAUCUGUAAGCUUUUAGAAAUUGCCCAGACUGUCAAAUGCGCAAAACUUCCCCGGCUGGGCGAGUGCCCUCAGUCAACAUGGCUGCGGUACGUUCCAUCGCCCUUGCUUGCCCUCAGCAAACGUGGCUACAGCGACUUCCUUUCAAACCGGCUUUUCCCACAACAAAUAUGGCGCCUCCGCUUCCGGAUUUCGGUGCGCUGUUCUUGCGGGAUGGACUAUGGCGACCCAGGAAACCGCUCCAGGAAGCCAGUCAGAGGAGAGCAACGCUUUGGACUUGGCGUCCAUCAACGACAUAAAAGAUUAUGCUCUGCAGAGACCCCACCAGGAGGCAGACAGCGAGGCACUGAGCUCUGUGGAAACCCUUUCUCUUCCUUGCUCUUCUGAUGUGGAUUCAGACACCAGUAACCUAAGUACCGAACAAAAUGAUUCCUGGACCUCUGAGAACUUCUGGCUUGACCCUUGUGUGAAGGGUCAGAUGGAAACCACGGCAGAGGACGAUUGGCUUCGGAAAUCCCUGGAUAGGUUCUAUGAAAUGUUUGGCCAUCCCCAGCCAGCCGCUAGAAAUCCACUCUCUGCAUCAGUCUGCCGGUGCCUGACUCAGAAAAUCAAUGAACUGAAGGGCCAGGAGAACCAAAAGUAUGCCCUUCGCAGUUUCCAGAUGGCCCGGGUCAUCUUCAACCGGGAAGGCUGUGCGGUCUUACGGAGGCAUUCCAAGGACGCCCACUUCUACCCACAGGAAGAAGGAAGUGUGUCUCUGGAUGAUGAAAAGCCAACCCCGGGACUUUCAAAAGACGUCAUUCGUUUCCUCUUGAAGCAGAACGUGAUGAACGCUCUCUAAGAUGCCCCCAGUGGUAAGGGCACGCAUCGUGCAGGAUGGCCCCAUGGCCUGUGCUGUCAGUGCCUCCCCCAUUGCCCCUGCGGCCUAUCUGGCCAAUCCUGUGCCUCCAGCCCCCCCCCCCCGCCCCCCAUGAGUUGAUGAUACCAGAGCCACUUCAGCCCGCAUGGAGAGCCAGCAGUGUUUGUGGGUUGGAGAGCCUCUCUGUUCACACCACCUCUCACCCCACCCUACCACUCCCUUUGACUUAAGGCCCAGACUGUCUGGCUGGGGAGCCCAAAAGCAUAGCUUCCUUGCCCCAAGGAAGGAAGGACAUGAUCUGCCGCAUAACAUACUCUCCAGAGCUCCCUUCUGGAUCAAACCAAGACUUGGGCUUCCCGGGAAAUCACGCCUUGCUCAGCCUCUUCUGUCUCCCUGUCCUCCUUCUCCUGUUCACCUACUGGUGUUUCCUGGGAGCCUUAAUAAAGCUCUUGCACCUGAA
Mustela erminea (ermine) is the source of this 1720-nucleotide messenger RNA. It is a transcript of the gene SHLD1, whose product is annotated as shieldin complex subunit 1. Gene Ontology annotation, biological process: positive regulation of double-strand break repair via nonhomologous end joining; negative regulation of double-strand break repair via homologous recombination; positive regulation of isotype switching. Bases 622 to 1242 code for a protein of 206 amino acids. The record is from RefSeq and is a predicted model, not a curated record. NCBI's taxonomy places the organism in Eukaryota, Metazoa, Chordata, Mammalia, Carnivora, Mustelidae. The transcript has 5 exons. Gene Ontology annotation, cellular component: site of double-strand break.